CCACGUUUCAAGUCUCUGAAGAUGUUUUCAGUUGAGGAGAGACAUGCUGUGUACGACCAGGCCAGGCGUCUUGUGAGAGAAUUGGACAGAGCGCGUACACCGCCACCAAAUGUGCCAUCGGCGGAGCCAGAAGCCUUGCUUCCAGUGGAGGAAGCUGGAAGAGCCAAAAGAAAAAUGGGCGACUUCAGUGAGUGGGAGGAUGAAGGUGAUGCAGCUGAGGAGAAAGACGAGGUUCACCGCUACAUUGACAGCCAGUUCUUCUGGGAUGGGGAAGAUCUUCUAAGUUUCUGGGAGUCGCAGUCGCAGCCAAAGGCCUUUCCAGUGCUUUCCAAAGUGGCAAGAAUGAUUCUUUGCAUCCCUGCAACGAGCGCAUCGAGUGAGCGCGCAUUCAGCUCGGCAGGCCGGGUGCUUGAGUCCAGGCGAAACAGACUGAACCCCGGGACAGUUGAUGCUAUUCUUUUUUUGCACAGUGCAGGCAAACGCCUAAAUUAAAACGGCUACUUUGAGAGAAAAAAUACAGGCUAGAUGGAGGUCGUUUUGGUUGCUCUGUGAGAGCAGAUUUUGAAGCCUCCCGGUGCUGAGGUCAGUUGCACACCGCUGAAUAAGCGUAAUAAGUUUGAUUAAAAAUGUUUCAUACAAGUGGCAAAAUGUUUUAUUACCUACUUUGUUUGUCCAAGCAGGGACCCUGGGGUUAAAGUUUUGCU
Melanotaenia boesemani (Boeseman's rainbowfish) is the source of this 704-nucleotide messenger RNA. Its product is annotated as E3 SUMO-protein ligase ZBED1-like. Bases 22 to 492 code for a protein of 156 amino acids. The transcript has 2 exons. The record is from RefSeq and is a predicted model, not a curated record. Gene Ontology annotation, molecular function: protein dimerization activity. Lineage: Eukaryota; Metazoa; Chordata; Actinopteri; Atheriniformes; Melanotaeniidae.